AUGGCAACAACACACAUCCAUCAUAUGCAACCCAGCGUGAUGAAGCCCUUUGACAAGUGUUAUUUGGGUCGAAAAGUUCUAUUUGGAUCAAGAAUCCAAACUUAUCAAAACCCAGUAUCAACCUUGAGGAGAAGAGUAUUUGUUUGUAGGGUCUGGGAUGCCCUAACAAGUGGUAACUCAAUUGUGAUGGCAAUUCACAAAGGAAUGCUUCUUUUUCGACAGGGCGAUGUGUUAGGGUCUUUAGUGGUGUUUGACAAGGCAAUUCAGCUUGAUCCUCGCCAGAAAGCAUAUCUUUGGCAAAGGGGGUUGUCUCUAUAUUAUCUUGAUAGGUAUGAGGAAGGUGAACAUCAAUUCCGUAUAGAUGUUACCCAAAACCCAAAUGAUACAGAGGAGUCAAUAUGGUGCUUUCUUUGUGAAGCUCAAUUGUAUGGAAUUCAUGAAGCAAGAAAAAGAUAUCUUGACGUUGGUAGAGAUCCAUAGCCAGUCAUGCGAGAAGCCUAUAACAUGUUUAAAGAUGGUGGUGAUUCAGAAAAGCUUGUUGUUGCAUUUCCAAGUGGACAGCCAAAUGAAUACUUCUAUGCUUCUCUAUAUGAUGGCUUGUACUAUGGAUCACAGAAUGAGCCAGAUGAAGCUACAGUUCAUUUAAUUGCUGCUUGUCAAUCGCCUUAUGGAUCAAAGAGUGAUUAUUACAUGGCUGCUCUUGCCAAGGUACAUUGCAAAUGUAGAAAUUGGAACAUCAACUAAGAGAAUACACUCAAGUUCCAUGAGACUGGUAACAUUCUAUUCCAAAAUGUUUCAAGAUAUCCCGAUACUUUAGCUUGAUACAAAUCACACAUCCAUUGAUAAUACCAGACCUUCACACAAUUAUAUGGUGAGCCAUUUUGUAACGGGUCAAUGACAUUUGGAAUUAUGAUGUAAUAUAACUUGUGUAAAAGUAGCUUAGCUAAAAGAAGAUCGACAGGUAUGUUGUGUUAUGCAAGAAUUCUGACCAGCCUAUGUCUGUUCUUAUUAUUUGUGGAUAUUCUUGUUAUUCCAUCUC
Molecule: messenger RNA, 1039 nt
Organism: Solanum stenotomum
Lineage: Eukaryota; Viridiplantae; Streptophyta; Magnoliopsida; Solanales; Solanaceae
Exons: 8
Cellular component (GO): chloroplast
Molecular function (GO): protein binding
Source: RefSeq, a predicted model, not a curated record